Molecule: messenger RNA, 2058 nt
Organism: Saimiri boliviensis boliviensis (Bolivian squirrel monkey)
Lineage: Eukaryota; Metazoa; Chordata; Mammalia; Primates; Cebidae
Product: olfactory receptor 51E1
Biological process (GO): G protein-coupled receptor signaling pathway
Cellular component (GO): plasma membrane
Molecular function (GO): G protein-coupled receptor activity; olfactory receptor activity
Source: RefSeq, a predicted model, not a curated record
AUUCCAAGCUCAACAAGGACCUAAAUAGGGUCCACCAAAGGAAAGAAGUCUGGACAGAAAGAACACUUCAGGAUGGAAGUGGGCUGACACUUUACUGUGGAGUUUCUCUGCAAACUUCCUUUGCUGUUCUCCUGGUUGAGUUUGGUAAGCCUAAGAAAAGACUUGGAGAAAGACCCUCCAUGAAGAUACUGGCUACACUAAUGAGUUUCUUCCAGCUUUUUUCUACUCACUUUCCCUAUCUAACUUCACACUGGGGGCUGGCAUAAGGAUCCCAGUGGCCCACCUGGGAAGGACUCUAGAGGCCCCUUUCCCCCUUGCCCCUCUCCCCCAUACCCCCAGGCAUAUCCUCCCAGGGCAUGGAAGCUAAGAAGCAGACCAAAACCACAGUGGGCUAGUGAGGCGUACCUGCUGAUAAACCCUUUGGACAGCAUUCUGCCCCACCCUGCAGGAAGAAGCAGAAGGAGGGAGGGGUAAGGCAGAGAAAAAAUAAUCCUGACCAGGGAGGUCCAAGGGAGUAGGCGGAGACAGAGAGGCUGUAUUUCAGUGCAGUCUGCCAGACCUCUUCAAGAGGAGGACUGGACAAAGGGGGAUCACACAUUCCUUCCAUACAGUUGAGCCUCUACCCUCCCGGUACUGGUCACGCUUCAGCUUCUCCAUGAUGGUGGGUCCCAGUGGUAAUGAAUCCAGUGCUACAUACUUCAUCCUAAUAGGCCUCCCUGGUUUGGAAGAGGCUCAGUUCUGGUUGGCCUUCCCAUUGUGCUCCCUCUACCUUAUUGCCGUGCUAGGUAACUUGAUGAUCAUCUACGUUGUGCGGACCGAGCACAGCCUGCAUGAGCCCAUGUAUAUAUUUCUUUGCAUGCUUUCAGGCAUUGACAUCCUAAUCUCUACCUCAUCCAUGCCCAAAAUGUUGGCCAUCUUCUGGUUCAAUUCCACCACCAUCCAAUUUGAUGCUUGUCUGCUACAGAUGUUCGCCAUCCACUCCUUAUCUGGCAUGGAAUCCACAGUGCUGCUGGCCAUGGCCUUUGACCGCUAUGUGGCCAUCUGCCACCCGCUGCGCCAUGCCACAGUGCUUACGUUGCCUCGGGUCACCAAAAUUGGUGUGGCUGCUGUGGUACGGGGGGCUGCACUGAUGGCACCCCUUCCUGUCUUCAUCAAGCAGCUGCCCUUCUGCCACUCCAAUAUCCUUUCCCAUUCCUACUGCCUACACCAAGAUGUCAUGAAGCUGGCCUGUGCUGAUAUCCAGGUCAAUGUCAUCUAUGGCCUUAUUGUCAUCAUCUCUGCCAUAGGCCUGGACUCACUUCUCAUCUCCUUCUCAUAUCUGCUUAUCCUUAAGACUGUGUUGGGCUUGACACGUGAAGCCCAGGCCAAGGCAUUUGGUACUUGUGUCUCCCAUGUGUGUGCUGUGUUCAUAUUCUAUGUACCUUUCAUUGGAUUGUCUAUGGUACACCGCUUUAGUAAGCGGCGUGACUCUCUCCUGCCCAUCAUCAUGGCCAAUAUCUAUCUGCUGGUUCCUCCUGUGCUCAACCCAAUUGUCUAUGGAGUGAAGACGAAGGAGAUCCGACAGCGCAUCCUUCGACUUUUCCACGUGGCCACACACACUUCAGACCCUUAGGUGUCAGCGAUCAAACUUCUUUUCCAUUCAGAGUCCUCUGAUUCAGAUUUUAAUAUUGACAUUUUGGACGACAGUAUUCAGAAAAAAUAUUUUCCUUGAUAAAAAUACAACUCAGAUCCUUCAGAUCUGAAACUAUGAAACUAGUUGGGGAAUCUCCAUUUUUCAAUAUUAUUAUUUUUCUUUUUUUCUCUCUAUACAGUUAUUAAUACCCUGGCUUGGUUGUGGUUGGAGGGUUAUUGCUUUCCAUUUUACCAUGCAGUCCAAAUCUAAACUGUUUCUACUGAUGGUCCACAGCAUUCUGAGACAAGAGCAGUACAUCUAAAGAACAUUUGCCUAAGGCUUAAACAUGGCAAAAGGAAAAUAAACACAAGAAUAUAAUAAAAUGAGAUAAUCUGACUUAAAACUGUAACUUCCUCUUCAGAACUCCCAACCACACUAGCUCUCAG